Messenger RNA from Pterocles gutturalis (yellow-throated sandgrouse), 852 nucleotides. It is a transcript of the gene FANCL, whose product is annotated as Fanconi anemia, complementation group L. Gene Ontology annotation, biological process: protein monoubiquitination; interstrand cross-link repair. The annotation marks the transcript as partial. The record is from RefSeq and is a predicted model, not a curated record. The transcript has 10 exons. Gene Ontology annotation, cellular component: Fanconi anaemia nuclear complex; nucleus. NCBI's taxonomy places the organism in Eukaryota, Metazoa, Chordata, Aves, Pterocliformes, Pteroclidae. Gene Ontology annotation, molecular function: ubiquitin protein ligase activity.
GAAAUUGCUUUAAAGAAUACUCAAGACCUGCAUAUACCACGGUCGCCAGAAUACUACUUCUGUCUUGUCAGAGAUCUAGAAAUGUUGGGUUGGACUAAAGUCGCAUAUGUGGAUACUGGUCUUACCACAGUCAAGCUAAAAGCUGAAGACACUUGUGGUCGACAACAUCUCAUCACUCUCACGUUAAAUGCAAAGUAUCCAACAGAACCGCCGGAUUGCUUUGUGGAUUUUCCUGUUCCGUUUGCGAUUUCUUGGAUGCCACAGAACUCCUUAAUAGACAUUUAUAAUCAGUUCCUGGCAGCAUUAGAAUCGCUGAAAGAAUUCUGGGAUGCCAUGGAUGAAAUUGAUGGGAAGACAUGGGUGCUUGAGCCAGAAAGUCCCACACGGAGUGCUACAACAAGAAGAAUUGCAAUAGGGAACAAUGUCUCAGUGAACGUAGAGGUAGAUCCUCUGCAUCCGAACAUGCUCCCUGAGUGUUAUUUUCUUGGAGCAGAUCACGUGGUUAACCCUUUGAGAAUUAAGCUGAACAACAAUAUGCACUUAUGGGAUCCAGAAAUCAGUUUACUACAAAACUUGAAAGACCUCUUAGAAAUUGAUUUUCCAUCUUGUGCUGUGUUAGAAAAAAGUGAUUUUGCUAAGGACUGUGGAAUCUGCUAUGCCUAUCGACUCGAUGGUGCUACUCCUGAUCAAGUGUGUGACGAUCCCCGCUGCGGACAACCUUUUCAUCAGGCUUGCCUGUAUGAGUGGCUACAAGGUCUUCCUUCCAGCAGACAAAGUUUUAAUGUCAUCUUUGGUGAAUGUCCAUACUGCAAUAAGCCCCUGACCCUGAAAUCUUCAAUCAAGAAACUUUGA